Messenger RNA from Brenthis ino (lesser marbled fritillary), 810 nucleotides. The record is from the annotation of a GenBank genome assembly. Lineage: Eukaryota; Metazoa; Arthropoda; Insecta; Lepidoptera; Nymphalidae.
AUGUGGUGUUGUACCUUGUUCUUAUUCUCUUUGGUUUUCACGCCGUACGCACUGACAGAAAUAAUACUAUCAGAAAGAGUGCCAGUGACUGAGGAACAUGAUUUAGACGAACAUGUUGAAGUUGAUGACAGAAUUGUUGGUGGGGAAGAGACUACUAUAGAAGAACAUCCCUACCAAGUAUCUUUUAUCGUCAACAAUUCAUAUUUUUGUGGUGGUUUUAUAUUAAGCGAGUACUAUAUUCUAACCGCAGCUCAUUGUGCUCAAAAUGUCGAUCCCACAACAGUUGUACUACGAGCUGGUAGUUCCUAUCGUAAAAAUGGUACUAUAAUUCCUAUAGCUGAAGUGAAGCCACACCCAGAGUAUGACAACCCCCACUUUGAUAAAGAUGUUGCGUAUAUGAAAACUGUUGAACCUAUAAAGUUCAGUGACACCAUGAAACCGAUAGGCCUGCCGCCAAAAAAUAGACCCUUAAGUGGUGAAAUUAUGGUUAGUGGAUGGGGAAGAACGAAGCAAGGAGCAUCAACGAUUCCCGACCGUCUGAUGCACGUUGAGCUUCCUGUUGUAAAUUUUCUGCAGUGUUUCUUCGUGUAUCCAACAGUUCUGACGGAAAAUAUGUGGUGUGGAGGCAAUUUCUUUUUUGGAGGAAAGGGUACUUGUCAGGGAGAUUCCGGAGGGGCAGCUGUACAGGACGGGAUGGCGGUAGGUAUAGUGUCGUUUGGUAGAGGCUGUGGACAAGCUCUCUCUCCGAGCGUAUUUGCUGACAUAGCGUCACCAACUAUCCGUGACUUUAUAAGCGAAAAUACUGGAUUG